AUGGUUCAGGGGCGCGGUAGAGUCUUCGGAGACGGGCUACCGGGGUGUGUGGCCAGGGGUUUAGAGCUAAAGAAGCACAUUUUUGAAUUAUGUUUCAAGCAAAGAGUUGUUCCCUUCCCUUUUAUUCUUUCAAUCCUUCCAUGCCCUAGCGCCCACCACGUCACUUUUUUAUGCAGGUACCGUGCAGAGCCUGAGACACCAUGCGGACCAAUUAAACUCUCAGUCCUUAGGCACGACCCUCCCGAGACUUUUGCUGUUCUGGCGUACGCCACCUGA
This is a messenger RNA of Fusarium venenatum, 276 nucleotides long. The record is from RefSeq and is a predicted model, not a curated record. NCBI's taxonomy places the organism in Eukaryota, Fungi, Ascomycota, Sordariomycetes, Hypocreales, Nectriaceae.